Molecule: messenger RNA, 579 nt
Organism: Didymodactylos carnosus
Lineage: Eukaryota; Metazoa; Rotifera; Eurotatoria; Philodinida; Philodinidae
Source: the annotation of a GenBank genome assembly
AUGAGUAGAUCGAUUAAUAUUCAAUUAUAUAAUCGUCUAUCAUACUUUUUAGCCGUAUUUAUUGCACGUGACCGAGCCUCAAUCUUUUUGUCGUACAAUGAAUGCAUGAGGAGAGCGAAAUGUAGUUCAUCAAAUCGUGAAGAAUGUUCAGAAGAAUGUGCUGAUGGUAAUACCGAAGAAGAGCUAGAAGAGUAUAUAGAAGUCAGAGGACAUGUACACAAACAUUCAAAGAAAUCUGGAAGACAUGGCAAAGAUACCGACACCGAUACAGAUACUGAUACAGAUACUGAUACAGAUACUGAUACAGACACUGAUACGGAUACGGAUACGGAUACGGAUACGGAUACUGAUACAGAUGACACAGACACAGACACAGAUACUGAUACAGACACUGAUACGGACACUGAUACAGAUGAUUCAGAAACAGAUACUGAUACUGAAACUGAUACAGAAGAUGAAGAAGAAGAAGAAGAUGAAGAAGAAGAAGAAGCAGACAAAUUAAAAAAGAAAGCAAAACAUCAUCAUGGACAUCAUAAAAAACAUGGAAAAAAAUCAUCUAAAUCCAGAAAACAUCAUUAG